AUGGCGCCGUCGCGGUCCCUGCCGCGGAGCGCGAGCAAGCUCGCGGACCCGCCGUCGCCGUUCAGCUCCAACCCGGCGCACCACCCGGUGUCCGUGCCCAACACGCCCGGGCUGUCGUCGUGCUCGUCGUUCGGCCGCAUGCUGUCCCCGCCCACCGACACACCCACCAAGCAGCAGCAGCAGCAGGGCGGCAACAAGCCCAAGCCGACGCCGGCGGCGGCCGCCGCCGCGUACUACGCGUCGCUGUGGUCGCCCAGGCGCCUCAUGCAGCGCGCUGCCCGCGCGUUCCGACGCAGCAGGUCGCGCGGCCGCGUCAGGACGGUCAAGGACCUCGCCGACGAACGAGCCUCGGUGCUCGCCGCCAGCAACAAGGUCUCGGACGCCGCGGCGCUGCCGCCUGCAGGUGCCGAGGUCGCCAGCGCCAACGGUGCCCGCGGCGGCGUGCAGGAUGGACCGCAGCAGCAGCAGCGCCACGACGACUACCACCAUGAGAUCGUCCCCGAGAAGAUCAUACGCGAGGACGCGCCGCCGGCGCCGGUCGUUGCUGAAGAGAAGGAGACCGCCUCCACGGAUGAGGGGGUUGAGUCGCCCAAGAAAGGAGCGACGCCGGUGCCCGAGACCAUCGUCGCCGCAGCCGCAGUGGAGGACGACGUGGUGGCGGACAAGUUCGUGACGGUGGUGAAGGAGGCGAUCAAGAAGCACGAGGCGGAGCAGGACGAGAAGAAGGAGGCGAUGCGGAGGUUCCAGGGCAGCCGGGUGAAGACGGCGAUGGAGGCGCGGCCGGAGUCGGAGCAGCCGCGGCGCCGGGAGGUGGCGCGGAGCAACGACGUCAUCGAGGAGGCGCGCACCAAGCUGCUUGAGAAGCGGCAGUGCAGCAGGGUCAAGGCGCUCGUCGGCGCCUUCGAGACCGUCAUGGACACCAAGAAGGACGCCGCCGUCGCCGCCGGCAAGCCGCAGCACCAGUACCGCAAGUCGGCCUAA
This is a messenger RNA of Miscanthus lutarioriparius, 981 nucleotides long. The record is from the annotation of a GenBank genome assembly. Lineage: Eukaryota; Viridiplantae; Streptophyta; Magnoliopsida; Poales; Poaceae.